CCCAGCCAAUCAGGACAUGCCAUCACCGGAAGAGCACCCCAAGCAUUCGGUUAAAAAGCAAAGUCCACGGAGCUCUCGUAAUCCCACCAAUCAGAGCUCUGAAAAUGUAUGCCUCGAGAUGUGUGAAAGAAUCCGACAGUUUUAUUGACGGCCUUGGUCCGAUCCCACGACACGCAGCAUGGUCUCGCGCGCAAACACCCGCCCUCUCACGGCGGACUCAGAGAAGCUUCAUGUGCACGCUUCUUUCCUCGGCAUUCCCUUACAAAGCCCUUCAUCAGCCCUCACACUCCUGUCCUUUCGCUUCGUUGCUGAAUUCCCAAAACCCUAACAAUCUCUCCUAUUCAUGGAAGAGCCUCAAUGCUCCAGAGCCGCUUUGCCUGCCUCACUCCCACCCGGUUGCCUUUUCCAUCCUUCCGAAGAGCAGCUGCUCUGUUACUAUUUACCCAAAAAGAACGCCAGCGUUAAUUUCCAUGGUUGCGAUCUGAUCAGGGAGCUUGACCUGUACGAGUAUGAUCCUUUCCAAUUGCCUGAAAUUGCGUGCUUUUCCUAUGGUUAUCGUGGAAAGAAGAGGCAUUGGUACUGUUAUACUGCCAGGGUUUUGAAGGAUUCCAGGAGAAAGACUAGGAUGGUCAAGAGCGGGUAUUGGAUGAGAAAGGGAGGGGUUAGGAAUGUUUUAAGUGAUGGUGGGAAUGUCACCUUGGGCACCAGGACCACUUUCGUUUUCUGUUUGGGGAAUUCUCCCAAGAACGCCAGCAAGACGAAUUGGAUGUUGCAUGAGUAUGCAUUAGUUGGUCAUCUCAAGGCUUCAUUUGUUGUUUGUCGAGUAUUUUUUAGAGCGUGUCAUAAGAAUAGCGUGUCAGAGAAUGGUCUGAGUUCAUGCGCAGAGGAAAGUUUCUCAGCUGUACGUCACAUUGGCAUUCAGCAUGAUGAAUGUGUUUUGCCUGAUAUAAUUGAGACUCAAAUGUGUGGUGGCUGCUCCAUUGAUAGAAAGAUUUCAGUGUCUGCCUUGAAACCUGCUAGCGAACUAGAUAAGAAUCAAAUUGCACCUGCAGCAGCUUCUGUUGCUACUGUCCAGCGUUGUGCAGAUCCUCAAGACAGUCAAACGGUAAAUUUUUCUGGACUUCCUGGUGGUGGCGCGAUGUUUGUCGAUGCAUUGACAUCUCAGCAACAUAUACUUUCAAUUCUUGAGGAGGAUUUCAUAGAGUUGGAUGAUCUAGCUUGAAUCGGUUGAUUGUGAAAGAUAAGUGAAUAGUAGUCCUAAUCUCAUGAUACAUAUGAUCUGAAACAGCUGUAUUUAGAAUGGGUAAACAACCCUGCAAAUACACAAGGGUUUAGAAUAUUCAGUAACCCUUUUUUUCCCUAUAAAGUGAAGAAACAUAGUCUCAAAUGAGGUUGCAGCAAAUGAAGUGGAAGGGUCACUUCACUUGUUAAGAUAGCUUGUUGAUAGAUCAAUAGAUGAUUGUAAAUACACUAUUGAACCCUUCUUGAAGAGUUAUUCAGCAGAUCUUUAAUAUGGGCAUGCAGUUAUUUAUUUUCCAGAUAUCUAAUGAAAGGCCAUUGCUCUGGAA
Prosopis cineraria is the source of this 1568-nucleotide messenger RNA. Its product is annotated as NAC domain-containing protein 72-like. The record is from RefSeq and is a predicted model, not a curated record. Gene Ontology annotation, molecular function: DNA binding. The coding region runs from base 344 to 1222 and encodes 292 amino acids. The transcript has 3 exons. NCBI's taxonomy places the organism in Eukaryota, Viridiplantae, Streptophyta, Magnoliopsida, Fabales, Fabaceae. Gene Ontology annotation, biological process: regulation of DNA-templated transcription.